Aquila chrysaetos chrysaetos is the source of this 9533-nucleotide messenger RNA. RefSeq names its product phospholipase C like 1 (inactive) (gene PLCL1). The record is from RefSeq and is a predicted model, not a curated record. Gene Ontology annotation, molecular function: phosphatidylinositol-4,5-bisphosphate phospholipase C activity. The transcript has 14 exons. NCBI's taxonomy places the organism in Eukaryota, Metazoa, Chordata, Aves, Accipitriformes, Accipitridae. Gene Ontology annotation, biological process: intracellular signal transduction; lipid metabolic process. Bases 307 to 3624 code for a protein of 1105 amino acids.
GCCCCGCCGGGCGCCCGGCCCCGCCGCCCCGCUUCCCCCGCCCCGCCACUUUGCGCCGUCCCCGCGGCGCGGAGCCGCGCCACCCUCCCCGUUCCUCCGUCACCGCGGGGGCUGCGGAGUUCCGCGCGGGCACCCUCAGCUGCGGAGGACGGGGAUGGCUCCUCCGGGGAAAGUUGGCGCUGCCGCCGCCGUGCCGUGAGGGGAGCGCCGCGGGACGCCGUCCGUCCGUCCGUCCGUGUUCGCGUGUCCCCCACGCCUUCCCGCCCUCUCAGCGCCCCGGAGAAGUUGCCGCCGCUCGCCGGGGCGAUGGCAGAGGCUGCCGGCAGCAGGGAGCAGCCGGCGGCGGGCCGCGCCCCUCCCGACGCCGCUCACCGUGCCGAGGAGGAGCCCGAGCCGGCUUCGCUGGACGCCCCGGCGGCGACCGCGGGCAGGAGGCGGGAGCGGCGCAGCGGCGUCUCGGCCGUCGGCACCGCCGAGCGCUUCCCCGGCGGCAGCCUGGGGACGGCGGCGGCACCCGACCCCGACGCCGGCCUGCUGGAGGCGGCCAAGGCCACCCCGCGGAGGAGCAGCAUCAUCAAGGAUCCUUCAAACCAAAAAUGUGGAAGAAAGAAAACAGUGUCCUUCAGCAGCAUGCCAUCAGAGAAGAAAAUAAGCAGCGCCAGCGACUGUAUCAGUUUUAUGCAGGCUGGGUGUGAAUUGAAGAAAGUUCGUCCAAAUUCCCGGAUUUAUAACCGUUUUUUUACUCUGGAUCCUGACCUGCAGGCUCUUCGUUGGGAGCCUUCCAAGAAGGACCUUGAGAAAGCCAAGCUUGAUAUUUCUGCUAUAAAAGAAAUCAGACUAGGGAAGAACACAGAAACGUUCAGGAAUAAUGGACUCGCAGACCAGAUUUCUGAGGACUGUGCGCUGUCGGUAAUUCAUGGUGAGAACUACGAGUCCCUUGAUUUGGUUGCCAAUUCAGCUGAUGUGGCCAAUAUUUGGGUAUCAGGAUUAAGGUACUUGGUUUCUCGUAGCAAACAACCCCUGGAUUUGAUGGAAAGUAGCCAUAAUACCCCACGGUUUGCCUGGCUAAAAACUGUAUUCGAAGCAGCAGAUGUUGAUGGUAAUGGCAUAAUGUUAGAAGAUACAUCUGUGGAGCUAAUAAAGAAGCUUAACCCCACCUUAAAGGAGUCAAAGAUUAGAUUAAAAUUUAAGGAAAUCCAGAAGAGCAAAGAGAAACUGACAACACGAGUAACGAAAGAGGAAUUUUGUGAAGCGUUCAGUGAACUUUGCACAAGACCUGAAGUUUAUUUCUUACUCGUGCAGAUAUCUAAAAACAAAGAGUAUUUAGAUGCCAAUGACCUCAUGCUGUUUUUAGAGGCUGAGCAAGGAGUGACCCACAUAACAGAAGAAAUGUGUCUAGAUAUUAUACGCAGGUAUGAGCUUUCUCAAGAAGGGCGAUUGAAAGGUUUUCUUGCGAUUGAUGGAUUUACUCAAUACUUGUUGUCCCCAGAAUGUGAUAUUUUUGACCCAGAGCACAAAAAAAUUGUCCAAGACAUGACACAGCCUUUGUCACAUUACUACAUCAAUGCAUCCCACAAUACAUAUCUAAUAGAAGACCAGCUCAGAGGGCCAGCUGAUAUCAACGGUUAUGUCAGAGCUUUAAAGAUGAGUUGUCGGAGUAUUGAACUAGAUGUCUGUGACGGCCCAGAUAAUGAACCCAUUAUUUGUAACCGUAACAACAUGACAUCGCCACUUGCCUUUCGAAAUGUUAUUGAGGUAAUAAACAAAUUGGCCUUCUUUGCUUCAGAAUACCCCCUUAUUCUCUGCUUGGGAAACCACUGCUCAGUACCACAGCAGAAGGUAGUGGUACAACACAUGAAAAGGAUCUUUGGAAACAAACUAUACACAGAGGCACCUUUAUCCUCAGAAGUCUACCUCCCAUCACCCGAGAAACUGAAAAUGAAGAUCAUUGUGAAGGGGAAGAAGCUGCCCUGUGACCAGGACAUAUUAGAAGGAGAAGUCACGGAUGAAGAUGAAGAGGCUGAAAUAUCCCGGAGACUGUCAGAGGACUUCUCAAGGGAACCGAAGCUGAUCUGGCUCUGCAGGGAAUUGUCCGACUUGGUGUCCCUAUGCAAGUCUGUCCAAUACAAAGACUUUGAGACAUCCAUGAAAGCUCAAAAUUAUUGGGAAAUGUGCUCCUUCAGUGAGGCAGAAGCCAGUCGGAUUGCAAAUGAAUACCCUGAAGAUUUUGUCAACUACAAUAAAAAGUUUCUGUCCAGGGUGUACCCAAGUGCUAUGAGGAUAGACUCUAGCAACUUAAAUCCUCAAGAUUUUUGGAAUUGUGGUUGCCAGAUAGUGGCAAUGAACUAUCAGACCCCAGGGCCCAUGAUGGACCUACACACUGGCUGGUUUCUACAGAAUGGGGGAUGCGGGUACGUUCUCAGGCCUUCAGUAAUGCGUGACGAAGUGUCUUACUUCAGCGCAAAUACCAAGGGCAUUGUUCCAGGGGUCUCUCCCCAAGUUCUACAUGUCAAAAUAAUCAGUGGUCAGAACUUUCCAAAGCCCAAGGGUGCAUGUGCAAAAGGGGAUGUCAUAGACCCCUAUGUCUGCAUAGAAAUACACGGCAUUCCUGCAGACUGCACUGAACAAAGAACUAAAACUGUUCAGCAAAACAGUGAUAACCCCAUUUUUGAUGAAAGCUUUGAGUUCCAGAUCAAUCUACCAGAGCUGGCCAUGAUCCGUUUUGUUGUUUUGGAUGAUGACUACAUUGGGGAUGAGUUCAUAGGGCAGUACACCAUCCCGCUGGAGUGCUUACAGCCUGGAUAUAGGCACAUACCGCUGCGAUCUUUUGUUGGUGAUAUCAUGGAGCACGUUACCCUCUUUGUUCACAUUGCUAUAACCAACCGAAGUGGAGGCGGGAAGGCCCAAAAGCGCAGCCUCUCAGUGAGAAUAGGAAAGAAAGCAAGGGAGUACACUAUGCUGAGGAACACCGGUCUCAAGACUAUCGAUGAUAUCUUUAAGUUGGCAGUGCAUCCGCUACGAGAGGCUACUGACAUGAGAGAAAAUAUGCAGAAUGCUAUGGUGUCUGUCAAGGAGCUGUGUGGGCUGCCGCCCAUCGCAAGCCUGAAGCAGUGCAUCCUGACCCUGUCCUCGCGGCUUGUGAGCAGUGACAACGCACCCUCCGUUACCCUCUGCAUGAAGGACGCGUUUCCUUACCUAGAGCCUCUGGGGACCAUGCCCGACGUGCAGAAAAAGGUCCUGGCAGCAUAUGACCUGAUGAUUCAAGAGAGCAGGGUUCUCAUUGAGACGGCAGACAUCACUCAUGACAAGAUUGUUCAGUGCCAGAAAGCAGGAAUGGAAUUCCAUGAAGAGCUUCAUAACCUUGGGACAAAGGAAGGUUUGAAAGGAAGAAAAUUAAGCAAAGCCAUUGAGAGUUUUGCAUGGAAUAUCACAGUGCUGAAGGGCCAAGGAGAUCUCCUGAAGAACGCCAAGAACGAAGCCCUGGAGAACAUGAAGCAGAUCCAGCUGGCGUGCCUGUCGUGCGGACUGAGCAAAACUGGAAGUGGGCAUGCGGAUGCCAAGUCAAAACGGUGCCUGGAGGCAAUACAGGAGAAGGAUGCCGGAGAUGAGAACGGGAGGCUGUGAGGGGAGGCAGAGCUGUCACAUUUGUCACAGAUUUCAAUAACUCUAAACUAUUUUUUUAAAGCAUUUAAAAAUUCACACAGGAAUGCCCUCUACAGGGUGUUGAUAGUAUUCAAAUCUUCACAAUGUCAGUAUUUUAAUGCAGUUAAUUUAUCUAAGUUAAACUCUGGUAGUGAGAUUUCUAAUGAAGCCAAGCUGUCUGUAUGCAAGUGCAUGUGUGUGUGUGUGCGCACAUGCAAAUCCUGUAGACGCCCUUUCAUGCAUUACAUUAGCCAUUUGCUAAUUUAUUCCUUUGUCAUCUUUGAAUAGGCCUGUUCAUUCUGAAGAUCAAAACAAAUAGAAAGUACUUGUAUCAGUUUUGUGCUUUAUUUUACUCUCCAGCUUUUAUCAUUUAACUUAUAGGUUACAUUACUGUUACGCUGUUUAAACAAACAAAGAAAAUACAACAACAAAUGUCACCGACAGCUGUUUUUGUGAGGGCAAAACCAGUAGUUUGCUGCAGAUCCUGAACAUGAUUUUUAAUGAACAAUUUAAACCAAGUAAACAAGAUAUUAAAUGGUCAGAGUUGCUGGAUAGAUUAUGAUUAGAUUUGAGGUGUAUAUUUCACUGAAUUUUAGCAAACAGCUCUUCAGGAUACACCCAGUUAGCACGUACUAACAUAAGAACUAGCUGAUUUAUUUCAUUCCAGUAAAUCAUUGCUACCUUGUAGAUCUCCAGGACAGUUACAGUCGUUGCUGAUAGGCAUUAACUCAUGUAGUAAUGAACAUAGCUAGUCAGCCCUGUAGUUAGGAGGAGAGCUGUGAAUAUCCUUUGGUGAUCAUGAACGCUGAAGGUGAGCUUCAGGCCGUUCUGAAACACCCAGUGGUGCCAGUAUUGGAAGGAAGGUUUUACAGAUUUCACAAACUGUGAGCUUUACUACAAGAGGUGUGAGAGGUCAGAUCUUGCUUACCGCCUUCUGCUUAGAUGUUGAAGCCAGUUGGAUGAAGCAAGCAGGAUCUGGCCUUACAUUGUUGUGGUUAAGAAUCAUGCUGUGCUAGAAAUUUGAAGCAAGGCUGCAGAACUGCUACAGAUGUAGUGUAGAGAAAUAGCUUGGGGAAAAAAAACAGGGUACCAGCAUUUUUGUGCAGCAGUUGCAAAUAUCCUGACACGUGUCAUAUGUUUAGGGUAGUUCUGAGAAUUGGAUGCCUCUUUGUGCUGCUGUAGAAAGGAAACGGAGAAUGUCACAAAGAAAUGCAUCCUCGUCCCUCCCAGUGUCCAGCUCAUGUACGCUCACAACAUUCAUUUCAAUUGUUUAAGUACUGUGCUUGAGUGUAGUAUUUGUGUUACCUUUAACAGGACUAAGUGUUUUAUGGUUAUAAAAAAGACUAUAUUUAUUUAAAGCAUUGCUUUUAUUUUGAAAAGCUACUUUUUAAAUUAAUUUGAUUAACAAAUAUGCUAAUUUUCUGAACUUAACAAAAAGUAAUUGCUGAAAGUUUGACCAUUGAAGAAUCUUAUAUAGCUAUUGUGUUAAGUUAUUUUUGACUUCUCAAUAACACUAUUAUGUUCAUGUUGCACAUUACUGAGAGAGUAAAGCUAUGAAACAACUUUGACCCAUGUUUUUAAAGUGAUUUAAUACAGAAGGUAACCUGUGAAACUUGGAUAAAUGUGGGUUAGAGUGGGUAAGUUGGUUGAGAGAAGGUCCUGCUCUAACAGGACCUGUAUUAUUGCAAAGGUUGUAACUCAGAUGCCUUAAAUACCAUUUCAGUAGAACUUGCCAUAUGUGUUCAGAUCCAGCCCUAAAUCCUCUGUUUAUCUCUCCAUUAGAUUAUGAGUGUGUAUUCAGCCUUCACUGAGGUCUGGAGAGGGGUGUCUUUUGUGUUUCAGGCAGGGCAGAAAGCCCAGAUCAAUGGUGGUCUAUAUAAGCACAAGUCCUAACCUGCUACUACAUUGUUUAAAAACAGCCACCAGAGACUCUUGUGUGGACUCCAAGAAAGUGCAUUGCUCACUGUCUCGAAAAAUGAAGCCAUGAUGGGAAGUGCCUCCUAUCAUACCCAUCAUUUCAGCCUAUCACCACCCUCCUGGGAAUCUUCAGUUCCUCAACAGAACUGGCUGGAAACCUCCCCUCAUGCAUCAUUUCCUGAAGAAUUCAAUCAGCUUAGCAGGAAAGGCUGAAAGCCAAAAGCUACAAAUAAGCUAAACUUUAUUUUGGUGAACGGGACACUAAAUGUAUCUGCUGCUUUUCUUCUUUUUUCUUCCUUUCAUUUUUUUUCCUCGUCAUCCUCAUUGUAUGUGAAAGAUCGCUGAAGGAUGGAGAGCCUCACCCUGCCUGCCUGCAUGAACUUGGCUAUUGAUCUAUAUAGCAGCAGGACCUGGGGUUUCUUGCAAGUUGUGAGCCAUGCCUCGGGACUGGAAUGCCAGUUCCAUUGCCUGUAUAUGCUAAGAAGUGACUGUUGUGAAAUAGAGUGAAACUUCCAGUAGAGUAUUACAUUUGUGUGUGUUUGGAUUCUGCUGGGAAUAUGCACGUUUUCUGGAUGUCAUUCUCCAGGAUAUGAAAGAUGCUUCUGAAGAGGAAGGAAUUUACUUCUUGGGCAAAUUCACUUACAACCAGGAUGGGUCCCCCAUGCAGACUUUCAGGUUGGAGAACUAGGUGCACUCCUGUGGCCUGCACAUCCAUCCCAAAUACGCUCUCCAAAUGCUGGCUCCUCUGGAACUACUCAGUACCCACAAGUACUGUGGCCCUGCAUGAGCCCCACACAGGCCUUUAGGAAAAUAAAUGAAUAUGACAAGCAUACAUUAAUCAGACCAAUAUGCGGAGGCAAAUGGAAAGAAUUUUCCACACCUAAACCUGAGUGUCAUUCAUACUACACAUGUAUUUACCGAAUUCAACCAGAUGGGAACCCUGUCCUCUGAAGAACACAGUUGUGAAGAGCCAGAAAAUAGAUCAUUACAUCUGGUAACUGUAUUGAUGUGAGCUGAUAACAGAGGUGGAUGCAGAGCGAUUCUCUCCAUUCCUUCUGGAUUGCACUGUGAUGGGAGAGAUGAUAAAGAAAAUUUCUGCUGUGCAAAUGGUUAUGAUUAUGAUUAUGAUAGAUGAAAGCCCCUCUAAAGAUGACACUUUCUUGUUCUCUUUCUUGACCUUCUGGUAUAUGUUGAGUCUUGGUUGCUGACUAAAGUGGCAACACAGAUAAUCAAGAUUUAAAGGCCCUAAUUCAUAAAUCUAAUAACAACACUAAGAGAAGCUGAGGUGUAACUCCUCUUACUAGUGUAACAUUAAUGGAACUGGUAUCACAUUUUUCCCUGUAAAAUAGCUAAUUCUGCAGUGGGGCUGAGAAAAGGAUCUGGGUUGUCUUUCAGGCUCCAGUGGGCUGACCAUUAGGAAGGAAGCCGUCCUGCUGCCUUCACUAGGAAGAAAGGGACACUGUGUGAGAGACACUUUUCAAAGCAGUUUCUCAUGUUCAGCGCUAUGUUGAGGAAUUUGGCAACCUGCAGCUAGGGAUACUUAGUGGUGUCACUCAGAAAGGGGAUGUACUGGCUGUGAGCUGACACGGGCCAGUUUGAGUUGCUAUGGUCCUCAAAAGGGACUUUGCCAAAAAAGGAGAAUAAUUCAUCACCUAUUAGAACAUCUUUUGGCUGUAGUAUGCAAGCAAUUUAGUAGAGUCUCUGUAUAUGAGUACUGGCAGUCUUUGAAACGAAAGAAGUAGGGUUGCUUUGUGUGCACUGAAGAAUUUUUGCUAUUGACUUCACUGGAGCCAUGAUUCUUCACCAGAUCCAUAUCCUGAAGGCCUACAGCAGCCUUAAAAAGGCUACUGCAAAUUUAUAAAUCAUAAUCACAGUCCUCAGUUGACAUGACAACCAGCACCACUCCUGCUUAUGAUCUAGCCCUGCAAACCUGUAACCCUCUGUCUAUACUAAACUCAGUACUCAUUCAUGAGAUUCCUUUGUCCCUACUUUUUUUUACUGGAACUUUUGUUGACAAUAAAGAGCAUCUUUUUUAAAAAAAGUGUUUGAAGGCAAAUUAUACUCCUGGGUACUUAGUGCUUCAGUGUUUGGGCUUCAAACACUCUGGGACAUGCUGAUUUGUUUAAUAGCUAUAGUCCUUGCUGGAAUGUUUUAAAAUUGUGUAAACAUUCCUACUAGUUUUAUAGGUUUCUAAACUGUUUUUUUAUGUGGGUACAAAUUUAAGUUGACAGUGUACUUUCCAAGCUUCCAUUAAAUAGGGCCAACUGGCUAUUGAUAGAGGAAUAUCUCUGAAAUAGCUUUAUGAUGUCUUGCAAUGGAAGACUUUUCAUUAACCCCGAUUAGAAAAAGAAAAACAACCUACCAUGCAUUUGUAAGUCUUUUAUCAGUUCUUGCUGUGCCCUAAUGUCUGUGGGACUCCUGCUGGUGGAAAGGGGAAGAGAAGAGAGUGGAAAAAUCCAAGGAUAAUUUAACAAAGGAACGUAUUUUCACUGUACAUUGUGUGGCAAAUGCCUGUUACUGUUAUCAUGCAGCCACCAAAGAUCUCAAUGCUUUGAAAAUUCUCACUUAUGUGAUGCAGUAUGUUGGUGCUUUCCUUACAUAACUACGUUUUACCUCUCUUCAAGUGUGUCAGUGCUGCUUUAAAAGAUCAGUAUAGAAAACUUCUGCAACUAUACUGUCUGAUUUCAGUUUUCCUUAAUUUGGUGUCAGCCAAGCUCCUACAGUUGCUUGUGGAUCCAGAUGAUUAAAAGGGACAGAGCUGAACCUGCUGCAUUUUGGGGAUUUAAGUCUACUUUUCCCCCCUCUAAAUUUUGACCUUUUCAAAAUGAGCUUUUUCUUUUUUUUCUUUUUCCCCUUUCUUUUUCUUUCUUUUUUUUCUCCCCCCCCCCCCCCCCCCGAAAGUGGAACAUAAAGCAAAUGUUUGCUACUUUUAUCAGUGGAGCCAAAUUCCGUGCAUUCUGGAUGCUUUUCACUGACAGAAAAAUUAUUCCGAAAUAAUUAGAGCUUGUAAGUGACACUGUAUGUCACUGUAACAAUAACAGCUAACUUGGCCUUCUGUGAAGUAUAUAUUUUCUCAAGAAAUUUCAAUCUAAUAGGCAAAACACUGAUUAUGAUGACCUUGGGAAAAUAUAGCCUAAAGAAAGUAGUGGAUGUUUGUGACUGUUUUGAAAUCUCCUCACUGGAGCAGUUUCCCGUUGAGGAGCUUUGUGCUUGUGUUACACCCCGUGGUGGGGCUCUCUCGCUUGCUCUGUCUUCAGCCUGGGUCCUGAAGGUUCUAAAGAGGGAGCAGGGGCAGCUUCAGUCCCUUCUGCUGAGGAGCUCCCUGGAGAAGGAAGAUAAGCUGUACAUAAAAAAUUGGUGCAACCAUUGUCUGAUUGUCUGCCUGAUUGUGGGACUGAACAGAGUUGGGGUGGGUACCAGUUUAUGCCAUGUAUACUUGUUUCCUCUGUUCCCAGUAGCAUGACUGAGCCUUGGGAACAGUUACUUAGUGGGAUUGUUGGGAGGCUUGAUGAGCUGCUGAAUUCUUCCUUGUCUAGUUUCCCUUGUCUAGGUUGCCUCACAUUAUCACUGAACUUUAUUAUUUUUCCACACACACAACUUUUAGAUCCAUACAGAUGACACUUCAUGCUGAAAAUGCAGUUAUACACCUCUCAUGCUUUGCAGCUGGUUUAGCCCCAGUGAAGGAAAUUCGUUUGGUAACUGAUCUGGGAAAGGAAAGUGCUUGAAAAUGCAGUUUCUAAUGCUUUCUUGUAGAUAGUCCCAUCAGACCAUACAAAGAACUCUUCCCAUCUGUAUUAUGAAAGAAAAAGGGGGAAUAUAAAAUUAAAAAAAAGGUCUUUUAAAAUUAAAACCUUCGAGAGCUUGAUUAAAUGUACUGUGAGAAAAAUGUGCGGUUCACUUCAGCUAUUGACUUGAGGUUUAUACAUUAUUGCCAAGUCCUGGAAUGAAUAAAGCUUUAAUGUUGAAAUCAGGAA